AUGCCCGAGCCCUCCGCGGCCGACUCCCCUGCGCGCCGGGUUGCCGCGGCCCCUCCGCCCCGCCCCAUGGCCGCCUCCGCGCGCUGGCCUUGGCCGGCCUGCCCCGCGCCCGCGCCGCUUGGCCCCGGCGCGCCCGCUGACUCGCCAUCUCCGCGCAGGGCCUCCCGAGCCGACUUGGCCGGCCUGCCCCGCCCCGGGCCUGCUGCGCGUCCAUGCGCCAUCGCGCUGUGCCCCGCGCCCAACUCCCCGUCGCCGCGCACCUGCACUCCCACGCCCCUGGCCGCCUGCGGCGCUCGUGCCGGGUCCGGCGCGCCGCGUCGUCCAGCCGGCUUCCCGCUAGCCUGCCGCCGGCUCCCACCCCGUGUGUGCAUCGCACCGCCGCACCAGCCGGCCGCGGCCCCGGGCCGCCUCCGCCGACCGCCGGCUCUGCCUCCACCUCCGCCGAGUCGCGCGUGCCGACUCCGGCUUCACCCGCGCCUAGCCGCCGGGUUACUGGCGCCCUCACAGCCGGCUCCGCCGGCCGACCUCCCGCACCCCGGCCGCGCCAGCGCCGACUCGCCUCUCGCCCGCACCGCCCCGCUCCGCGCGUCGUGUCAGGCUCCCUUGCCAUGCCUUUGA
Messenger RNA from Aegilops tauschii subsp. strangulata, 618 nucleotides. NCBI's taxonomy places the organism in Eukaryota, Viridiplantae, Streptophyta, Magnoliopsida, Poales, Poaceae. The record is from RefSeq and is a predicted model, not a curated record.